UGAUUUGGGUGGCGGUCAUGGAGACUCCUGCCCCUGUGACCCGGUAACGGAUAAGCGGAUGAAAAUAGAUGGAUGGAUGGAUUGGUUCCAGUCAUGGACGACCUCAGUUGUUGCUACAUCAACAUUAUCAUUGGUCCUUAAAAAACAAGCUGGACAUUGAUGACAUAUAAGCUGUUUGUCAUGUUAAGAUAUAGUAAACCCACCUACACAUUGAAUGACAUCACAGAGCAUCACUGAUUACAUCAUCAAAUUUUGCGAACAAAGUUACAAAUCAUCAAAGGAAGCAAAAAUCAUGUAUUUUCGGUAUGAAGUUGUUGCGUGUCCCAGGCACACGUUAUCUUUGUCAACAAAGGGACUGCUGUCUGUAAAUAAUUGGUUUUUUAUUAAAAAAUAUAUUUUAUGGUAAAAUUUUAAUUUUCAGUGAUCUCCACGGGGAAAACCAGUGAGUCAAUCAUGUUUAAUUAUUUAAUGUUUUUAAUAUAUUUUAUUGAAAGUCAACAAUUGCACGUGAGUAUUACGUUAUUUUAAGUAAAACAAUCAAUAUUAACCUAAACAAGCUUGUGUGAAAUAAAACUAUGACUUGAAGAACUAAGCUUAACCAAUAAAAUUCCCCCCAAAAUAUAUAUCUUCUUAAAUAUAUGCAAUAUAUGAAUAAUAGUAUAUGAAAUACUUAUGUUUACCUGUUGUAAAGCAAUGGAUUAUUGUGACUAAAGUAAAAAAAUAAACAUUUUCUUUGCUUUAACUCAAAAAUCAUUUUUUAAAAAGUUAUUGAGAUUCCAUAGUCUAUCUAAAAGUUAAAUUCAAUUUAUUUAUUUUUUCCACAGACAUUCACGUUAGAAAAGGAAAUGACAUGACAUAAACUUUGGUUUCAUAAAUCAGUGAAUGAAUGAUUAUGGUGAUGUGAAAUGUCAAACUUUUGGUUAUUUUUUGACUUGAACCCUUUCUCUCUCACGUCUCCACUCCCAGUCAUGUCUUCACAGAAUCCUAGCUUACAUGUCUCCUCACAAGGGGGAAGCGGAGAACUGUCCACGCUACUGUCUUCAUACGAUUCAGAGACUUUAUACAAAUCAGAUUCAGAGGAAGAAUAUUUCGACAGUGACCUCAGCCAGGCCAUCAACGCCCUCUACUUCAUCCAGCACCAGCUGCUGGAACUGUCCAAAGACUGUGACUUUGUGCUCUCUAAUGACAUGGUCAGUGGACCCUUCUUUAUGGAGCUGCAGGAUAAACUGGAGAAGCUGCUCCAUGAGACCCGGGCUGCCUGGAAUCCCCCAUUCAGAACACCUGAUUUAAAUGACUUUGACAUAUUGAACACUAUUGGCGGAGGCAGCUUUGGGACUGUCAAAGUUGUGACCCACACAGAGACCGGUCAGGCUUUCGCUAUGAAAACAAUCAGAAGGCAGAGUUUGACCAGAGAGCUGGAUGUGCAGCAUGUGUUGCUUGAACGAGACAUCCUGACCUUCACGGACAACCCCUUUGUUGUCUCCCUGUUUUGCACGUUUGAAACGGACGCAGACUUGUGUAUUGUAAUGGAGUAUGUGGCAGGUGGAAACUGUGAAAACCUACUCAAUCAGGGAAAAGUCCUUCCUGUGAAUGUUGCACGGUUUUAUACAGCAGAGGUCGUACUGGCUCUGGAAUAUCUGCACAGUUUUGGCAUCUUGCACGGAGACCUCAAACCAGAGAACCUUCUGCUGACCUACACAGGUCAUAUCAAAGUAGCAGAUUUCGGCCUGUCCAGGAUGGGUCCAGUCAAGUUCACAGCAGUGAUGAAUGAAGAGCAGCUCUCAAAGAUCAUUGAAGAGUUCACUGACGGACUGAUUGUCGGUACUCCGAGGUACACAGCUCCAGAGAUGAUCCUGGGAAUGUCCUAUGGGAAGCCCGUGGACUGGUGGGCUCUGGGAAUUAUUCUGUACCAGUUCCUCGUUGGCUGUUGUCCAUAUCAAGGAACCAGGUUCAAAGACAUCUUACAUCAGGUGGUCACAAAAAAACUUCUCUGGCCGAACAAACGAAGGAUUGUCCCCGAUGAUGCCAAGGUCCUGAUCAGCACACUACUCAACAUUGAUGUGAUGAAGCGUCUGGGAACGAGAGGGGCCAUCGAGCUAAAGAUCCACCCGUUCUUCCAGGAGGUGGAGUGGUACAGUCUUCUGGAUCAGGACCCUAUAUUUGAACUCCAGGAGGACAUUGAUUUUGAUGAAAACCACUUUGAAACAUCCUCAGAGUCCUUUGAGGAAGACCAGCCUGAAGAGCCCAUCGAAGAACACAAUGCCACUGAUAAUGGAAGCACCAGUGAAGAAGACGAGUCUGCUGACGAUGAGUGCACCGAGGACAGCUUCACGUUUGAGCUUCCUUACUUCUGCUCUGUGCCUUUUCGUGCUAAAGCGGUGUACGGCAGCCCAUUGCCGCUCUCUUACACACUUCUUCAGCAGAUUUCCGCGUUUACACAAUCAACACAUGUGAGGCUGAAGGAAAAGGAGAAGGAAGAGUACGAGCAGGAAUUGGAAAGCGAGCCUCUUGUAUUCUUUAGGGAGGACGGUGCCGGCGAGGAGGAGCAGGUGAAUGAGGGUUUCGAGGAAAAUGGCGACAACGACAGCUACGUUACGCUCACGUCCAAUGACGCCAGUCAGGUUAGCCAUUACAGUGUGGAGGAAAGAAAGAAGAGAAAGCAUACGGGAAAGAAUCAUAAGAAGAGAGGAAGAAGGCGAAAAAGGAGAAGGUGUCGGGGGUGGAGGAGGAGGAGAAAGAGGAAGAGGAGGAUGAUGAAAUGCCGAAGGACUGCGGUGUGGACCUCUGCAGAGAAUGCACAAAUGAUUGGCAGACACAGGGGUCAACAUGUCCACACACAUCAGUUUGAUUCAAACCGUGAGGUGGAAUAUAGAGAAGACUAGUUAAGGAGUGGGAGUGGAUGAAUAUCAGAGUUGGAUGUAAAUAUGUACAAUGUGGAAAGGACAGUGUGCACAUUCCAUACAUGUACAGUCGACUGCCACUGAUGCAGUGUCGUGACAUAAGGAAAUAUAGAAUCUUAUUGGCCAGUGUUCUUUCAUUCUCAUGAAAUGACAUAGGAUCAUUAUUUAAUGCUGCCUUAGAAAAAUGAAAGAAGGUUGAAGUUGUAUUUGUAGAUUUCAAGUUUUGUUUUUUGUUUUUUGUUUGUUUGUUUGUUUUUUACCAGCAAACCUCAUAGGAUGUACAUCAUUUAUAGAUUCAUCUAAUAAUUUAUAAGACUAUGGUUGAGUUUUCAAAACAAAAAAAACUAGUUCUUGAACUGGGUUGGUUGGCUGUUGGUUUGUGAAAGACCCUUGUCAAAUAAAGCAGUUUAGGACUGUCACUUCGAGAGAGGUGAUCUGUCAGGACUGAAGAUAAGGAUGGACACUUUCAUCCAAAUAUCCAUGAUGUUCCAGUGGAUAAAUUAAGGAGGACCAGAUGUUUCUGCCCAGUUCUUGUGCUGGUUCUGGAAGACUCAUUUGCCAACUUGAAACCCGACUUGGGCCUGGACUUUUAUUGACCCAGCUCUGGCUCAGAAGAUGUUUUGUUAGGGUCAACAAACAGUAUGUGGAAUCAUGUUUUUUUGUGACUUGCUUGGCCACAAGCUGGCCAUGGACCUGGCCCAAAUAAGAGAAAAUUAAACCAGCAUUAAGAUAAGCCAUUUAAGGUGGAAUCUGGAAAAUAUAUAGCCACAAGCAACAGGUUUGCAAGAGGAUAUUUAAAUAUUGACCAGAUUUAGGUGGGACAAACUCUGGGUGAAUAUCCUUUUGUCUGUACUGUGUCAUUGCCAGUAGUCGUCUCAACAUAUCUGACAAUUACCUAGAGACAAUUGUUAAUCAAAAUCUUCCCUCCGGUCGCCACUGACGACCACCAUGACGAUCUCAGUGGACCCAGGAAUGUGGUAUUGUAAACCCUAAUUUGUAUGCUUUUGUAAUCCGGUGGUUUAAGGGCAGUCUGUGGCUAAAUGGUAAAAGGAUUGUCCCAACCACAUUUUGUUGUCUGUUUACUAUAUGUAUAAAGCUGAGCUUUCUUCUCAGUCCUGUCCUAACUUUGGUAAUAAGUUCAGUCUUCAGACAUUUAGAAUUAUCACAGUCAUUUCUCAGUCUCUGAUUCCCUCCACAUCUAUGCAGAUGACACUCAAAUGUACUGUUAUCACCCGAUUGACCAUUUGAGCGGUAAUAUCUGUUGGACUUUUAUGCAAAAACUCAACAGAUAUGGAAGCCUGGUUGUUUUUUAAACAUUGAAAAAAUAAAUAACCAUCUGAUCAUUUUAGAAAGGAGUGAUGGUUGUCUCCUAAAUAAAAUGCUUGUUUGAAUGAGUUAUGACUUCAGACAGUGUGUUUAAACCUCUAAAGAUAUAAUAAGAGACAAGAUAUUAACAAUUCCACCUCCAGUUGUUUUUGAAAAUGUCUGCAUCUCAGUAAUUGAACCACUAGAAUUACUUCUAACUUUAUUCCUUGUUUUUAUUCUGUUACCAGUGCUGGUCGUCACUGUUUGAUGAUGUAAAAUUAGCCUCAGAGGCUUUGUAGAUCAGUAGUUAUUGGUCUGCUGCUAAACUUGGUCCAACAUGUUUAAAUUAUUCACCCUAAACUAUUGAACAAGGAUCUGAGUCCAAAAGUUAACUUUUCUACUCUUUUUUAUAGGCUUUAUAAAAUGAUUUUGUUUUUCUUCUUUUUUAAACAAUAUUUAUUAAGUCAUACUCUGAA
Cynoglossus semilaevis (tongue sole) is the source of this 4681-nucleotide messenger RNA. RefSeq names its product microtubule-associated serine/threonine-protein kinase 3-like. Gene Ontology annotation, molecular function: ATP binding; magnesium ion binding; protein serine/threonine kinase activity. The coding region runs from base 906 to 2882 and encodes 658 amino acids. NCBI's taxonomy places the organism in Eukaryota, Metazoa, Chordata, Actinopteri, Pleuronectiformes, Cynoglossidae. The record is from RefSeq and is a predicted model, not a curated record. The transcript has 11 exons. Gene Ontology annotation, biological process: peptidyl-serine phosphorylation; intracellular signal transduction.